AUGAGACCAACCCACAACUUGCAGAGAUGGCGGUCGGCUGUCAUCGACGAUCAUCCAUGGGGGUUGGGCUCACCCGAGAGCUGCGUCUCGAAUGCCGCCGAGGAACCCAAUUUACCAAUCAAGUUUCGAGCCAUCAAAGUACAUGCCAGCGUUAGCUUCAAGUUUGAUGUUUUCUUCUACCUUGGUCUGCUCACCGCCAACGAGUACCGGACCGGGUUCCUCCUGCCACCCGACCCCCGAAUGCUUGGUAAAAUGGCUUUCUCGACAGUGUUGUGUAGCCGACUAGCGCAAAAGCCAACAACGGGGAACGGGGACCAUGGCGCGGAAGACCGAUCGCACUUUCGAGUCGCGAUCACCCCCGUCGUCAAGACGUUCUCCAACCUCCUCAACUCCGAUCACGCCAUGUCUUUCAUCUCUUGCCGGGUCAGCUUGCUAACCUUCCAUUUCCUCCAGGGUCCAUCACCCGUUCGCAGGAGGCCGCCGUUCUACCGCUCCCGGGAGAUCAGCGGACUCGGCCUUCGAUCAUUAAAAGAGAAACCCGCGUGGUAA
Messenger RNA from Sodiomyces alkalinus F11, 549 nucleotides. RefSeq lists its product as hypothetical. The coding region runs from base 1 to 549 and encodes 182 amino acids. The transcript has 7 exons. The record is from RefSeq and is a predicted model, not a curated record. Lineage: Eukaryota; Fungi; Ascomycota; Sordariomycetes; Glomerellales; Plectosphaerellaceae.